This is a messenger RNA of Pantherophis guttatus, 6145 nucleotides long. RefSeq names its product lin-54 DREAM MuvB core complex component (gene LIN54). Gene Ontology annotation, biological process: regulation of DNA-templated transcription. Gene Ontology annotation, cellular component: nucleus. NCBI's taxonomy places the organism in Eukaryota, Metazoa, Chordata, Lepidosauria, Squamata, Colubridae. The record is from RefSeq and is a predicted model, not a curated record.
GUGGGCGGGCAGAACGCCGGAAGUCGGCCCGAACUUUGAGGAGGGAAGGCGGGAGAAUGGAGCGGAGAGGGGGCGAAUGAGUGAGGCUCCGUAGGGGCGUGCGUGCGUGUGUGUGUGUAUGUGUGUGGCGCGACGUCGGUUGUCAGGGCGCCGUAAAGCCGGCUUAUUAUGGGAUGCGGCGGCGUCGGAAUGGCGCGAGGCGCGUGAUUUUGAACCGACACGGAGCCCUUGACGCCGGGCUCGGCUGGCUGUGGUGGCCCCGGCGGCCGGCCCCGCGAGCGAACGAACGAACGAACGAAGCAAGCGAGCCCCCAGGCUAGGCACGCACCGGCGGAAAACAGACGGGAAAAGCCCAAACAGGGAAGGAGCCCGCGAGGCCCCGGCAGAUUACCUGCCCUAUCAUUUUCCUUUUGGGAGGGAUCAGCCACCCCCUUAUGCCAGGUGCACAAAAAGGAGUGAAAAAAAGGAAAUCAAAAGAUUUGCUAGCUUCAGCACAUGGUGCUGCACGAUGAUGUUUUUGGAGGUGUACCGAUGUGAAGCAGCAGGAAUUUAAAAGAAAUUCAGUGGCUUCUGUUGAAACCUACCAUCAACAUCUGCAAAAUGGAGGUCGUGUCAGCAGAAGUGAACAGCUUGCUCCCCGAAGAGAUCAUGGACACAGGUAUAACAUUAGAGGAAGACGAGAACAUCGAAGCUGUAAUUGUGGGUGACCCUAUUCCUAUGGAAACAGAACUGGAGGGAAUAGCAAAUGUAAGCUCUGCUGAUGAUCAUACUACUACUGGCACACCAUCAGUCACUACGGAACCUGUCACAUUGUCCAGCAAUUGUGUUAGCCCCGUUACCGGCAAUUCUGCCUUCGUAAAAUCUGAUGCCGGUGUGACUGCACAACCUUCUUUUCAAAGCGGCCUCCAGAAGCUAGGCACCCAGACUCCCGUGUCUCUAUCAGGCAAUCAAAUUAUUCUUAACAAAGCAACGGACUUGAAAAUUGGUAAACAGGCCAUAAAGCAGGAAGGUCAAAAACUCAUAGUAACAACUCUGGGCAAGCCCGGACAACCGAUUGUCUUAGCGCUACCCCACAACCAGCUGUCACAGAAGACCACGCCGCAAUUACAAGCAAGUGACUCCAAGGUUCCAGCCCAGCAGUUCAAGGUGGUCACAAUUGGAGGAAGGUCAGAGGUGAAACCCGUCAUUGGUGUCUCUACUUUGACUCCAGGGUGCCAGCUGGUAAAUGCCGCAAACCAGUCAUCCGUACUGCAGACCCAGCAAUUAAAAGCAGUGCAGAUUGCUAAGAAAACCAGGACACCAACUUCAGCCCCAAUGAUAACGAAACUCAUCAUCACAAAACCAAUCAAUAGCAAAGCAGUUACAGGGCAGACAACUCAAGUAUCACCAGUCAUUGCAGGUAGAGUUCUUACACAGACUGCUCCGGGGACACCCCCCAAAACUGUAACUAUAUCAGAAAGUGGAGUUAUUGGGACAACUUUAAGUUCUACAAUACAGGAGGCAUCAAAUAAGAUAGCAAUUUCCCCUUUGAAAUCCCCAAAUAAGCAGCUAACGGUGGUGUCGGUCGCCUCGCAGCCUCCAAGCUCCCCACAGAAAACAGUCGGGGUUCCUCUAAACGUAGCACUGGGACAGCAGAUUCUCACAGUGCAGCAUUCAACACCCUCUUCCCCGGGAAAAGCUGUCGCUAACUGUACAACUGCUCAGGCUGUGAAAUCUGCAGUACAGACUCUCACUGUUGGGGGAGUGGGUACUUCUCAAUUUAAGACGAUAAUUCCUUUGGCAACGGCACCCAAUGUUCAGCAAAUUCAGGUACCUGGAAGCAAAUUCCAUUAUGUCCGGCUUGUAACCGCCACAACUGCCAGUAGUACAGCACAACCAGCCAAUCAGAAUCCCAGCACCAGCACUGCAACCCUGCAGCAAGCCAAACCGGUGGUGGUGAAUGCAACCCCUGUACGGAUGUCUGUUCCAAUUAUUCCAGCAACGCAGACAGUCAAACAAGUGGCCCCCAAACCAAUGAACACAACUUCGCAGAUAGUUACCACAAGCCAGCCACAACAGAGACUCAUUAUGCCUGCCACACCACUGCCACAAAUCCAACCCAACCUCACCAACCUUCCCCCUGGCACUGUCCUAGCCCCUGCCCAUGGCACAGGAAACGUGGGCUAUGCGUUUCUCCCAGCUCAGUAUGUCACACAGCUACAGCAGCCAUCUUGUGUCUCCAUAGCGAGCAGUACUAGUCUUAGUGGGACAUCAAGUAUCCAGACCCAAGCCCGGCUUCCAUUCAAUGGAAUAAUCUCGUCUGAAUCUGCAAAUCGUCCAAGAAAACCCUGCAAUUGUACAAAAUCACUGUGUCUUAAGCUAUAUUGUGAUUGCUUUGCAAAUGGAGAGUUCUGUAACAAUUGCAACUGUACAAAUUGCUAUAACAACCUGGACCAUGAAAACGAUAGGCAAAAAGCAAUCAAGGCCUGCCUGGACAGAAAUCCUGAAGCCUUUAAACCUAAAAUAGGGAAGGGAAAGGAAGGCGAGUCGGACAGGCGACACAGCAAAGGUUGUAACUGCAAAAGGUCUGGGUGCCUCAAAAAUUAUUGCGAGUGCUAUGAGGCAAAGAUCAUGUGCUCUUCAAUUUGCAAAUGUAUUGGCUGCAAGAAUUUUGAAGAAAGCCCAGAACGGAAAACGCUGAUGCACUUGGCCGAUGCUGCUGAAGUACGAGUCCAGCAGCAGACAGCCGCCAAGACAAAAUUGUCUUCGCAGAUUUCAGAUCUUUUAACCAGGCCAGCCCCAGUGCUGACAAGCGGAGGGGGAAGGUUGCCCUUCACGUUUGUAACAAAAGAGGUUGCUGAUGCGACAUGUGACUGUUUACUUGCACAGGCUGAACAGGCCGAGAAAGCAGGAAAAUCAAAAGCAGUAGCGGAACGGAUGAUUCUAGAGGAAUUUGGACGUUGUCUAAUGAGAAUCAUUAACUCGGCAGGAAAGUCCAAAAGUGAUCCUUGUGCCAUGAACUGCUGAUUCUUUAAAAAAAAAAAAAAACUGGCUUUGCUCAGACUGGGACACUAAAAGGCACACGGACACUUUCCUGGUUCACAGCAGCAUUCUUCAUUUGUUCACCGGUGCUGUGAAGUUUCCAUUGGUGUACGUUAAUAUAGGAACUUUGCAAUGAGGCUUUUACCCUUUUAACUUAACUUUCUUUUCCUUCACAGAUAGAAGAUGCAUUUUAUUCUCAACCUCUAAACAACAUGGGACAGCGAGUGCAAAGUUUAGAUGGUUUCCUUCCCUUUGUUCUCUUUAAAAGGGUAUUCUAGAAGCAAUUCUUUAACUUUUGUAUUUAGAAGAAGAAAGAAAGAAACUAGUCAGUCUAUCAAGAGCAAAUCAGUUUUUGUGCAAAACUAAUUGAAAUGUCUGGAUAUUCUUAUAAGAACAAUAUCAGUAUACUGGAUAGAUUUUUUUCCCCAGCCAUUUAAAUCAGCAUCACAGCACAGAUUAUAUUUGCCAAAAUAUAGGCAGUGGUACAUCUGUGGGGAGUUAAUGCUGACUGGAAAUUAUUAAAAAAUAAAUAUUUGCUGGAAAACAACUUUAAAAAAUGCAAAUUUAAAAGUUAUCUUAUUGACCACAAUCUAAUUUCAGUGACAGUGCCUUGUCUGUUGAUCUUAAAAUAUUAACACCCUAGCAGUAAUAGCUGCAGAUAUAUAACAUUGAUAGGGGAAAAAAAUCAAGGUCAUAAUUGAUAUCUUAAUCAUUUUGGUAUGUUUUUAAAAAUACAUCACUGUAAAAUAUAUAUUCCAAAUUUUAAUAUGACAUUUUCAUGUCUGGCUUUUGAGGGGAUCAACAUUUUAUUUGACAAACGUCAGUGUAAUUAGAUUUUUAACAUUUCUGCUAUAUGCCCUAUGACAAAAUGAGGACAAACCUGUUCCUUGUUUGUUUAGAAUGUAACUAUCCGGUCAACUAUUGAGUUUCCCAGUUUCUCCUUCAAAUACUUCAGUAGAUUAAUAAAAAAAGAUCUUAAUUAAUUUAAUCUUAAUUUAUAUUUGUAGUCUCUAAGCUUUAUUCAUACUCAACGGCAGGAAUAAAUUGAUGAUCAUGCCCAUAUUUGUUAGUGGAAGCAAUACUGGGGAUAUUUCUAAACUAAGGAACACUUGGUAAUAUUUCUCCUUUAAUUAUAAAGGGGUGACCAAGAUAAUCCUUAGACUUCUACAAAUCUGGGUUAAUUCCCAAAGUCUGGACUUCAAUUUACAAAAUUCCCCAUCCCUGAGGAUUCCAGAAGCCCGUUAUGUCUGGAAGUGCUAAAAUUAGAGGCUACCUUCAGUUGUGUAAAAUGGCCGAUGUUCUUACUAUACUGUCUGAGUUUCCGGAAGAAGCUAUUCUUUUGGGUCUCUUGUGUUUCUCAAAUCUUUUUGCCUCCAUUCCAGAUUACGCAUUGGUGAAAUUGCUUUUGAAAAGAUAUUUUUAAAUGGAAAGGGAAGAAGUCAGUACCCUAAUAUGGUCCUCAUCCAUUGUCAGUGAAUUGCUUAGACAUAGCUCAUUUACUGCCUUUAUAAGAAUUGCAUGAGUUUUGUUUUAAAUUGCGCAUGGCCCAGUGUGGAGGGUGCAUCUUUUGAAGGCUGAGGUGUCUUUUUUUAAAACAAAAUCUGUAUGAUUGUCAUUUACAGAGUUCAGUAGGAUGAACAAGUUGGCACUCUGUAAUAAUGAUAAACUUUGUGCUCCCUUACGUCCGUGAGCAUUCAUGCAUCAACUUCAGUCUGUCGGGUUAUGGUUGAAGUGGAUAAGAGAGGGAGGGGGAGUUAUUACUGAGGUAGUGAAACUUUUUUUCUUCAGCCGAGGGCAAGCAUUAGUCCCAGUAAGUAUUCAGCCAAGAUGUUCUUUUAGCAGUGUUAAACCAAUUUCAAGCUGUGUGCAUUCUUUUUGUUAUUCAAUCGGCUUAGUUUAUAUUUUAAAAGUAUAUUUUAGAAGCAUAGUCUUAGGACAAAAACCUAAAAGAUUUCCUUGGGAAAGAGAGAAAAGAGUGGAAUAACAUUAUUUGGAUGCUUAGGGAGAGAGAACCUUUGCGAUAAAAAAAAACCCGAUUAAAAUGCGAAACACAACUGCAUGGUUUUGUAGUGAAGAAAUUGUUCGAUGAGUUUAUGAGUAUCUAAGUUCCAUGUUUGAAUUAGCAAGCACCUGCUAGAUAAUGUAGCCUGCUCUGUAAUUAUAGUGCUGCAAUUUUUUUUUCUCAAAAUGGAUGUUUUCUCCAUGUAAUUGUGGGUGUGUGUAUAGAUAUAUGUACACACGCAAACACACAUUCUAUUGUAUUACGAUAUGUAUGUACAUAGCAAACUUGCUUAAAUUACAUACAACCCUGAAAGGGAAGCUGUUUAUUUCAAUAUAAUUCUUUUACAAAUAGAAUUAUUUUUGGGCGGGCAAGAGUUUGUUAAUUUUCUGAGUAGAUGAGGACUUGCCUUUUUACUAAUUUCAUAAAUCUCCAUACAAUAAGAUUUGUAUAAAUGUAAACUAGUGUAAGUGAGUAAAGCUCGAUCAAGUUAUUUUUCAAACAUGCAUUGCUUUGUCUAGAAUUACAUUCGUUUUAUGUUGUACAUAUUCUGUGUCUUAUUUUAACUUGCACCUUUUUUUGUGAUGUGUAUUUAUAAGUGUGCAGAAAACCUUCUGUGAAGUUUGGAUUCUGGUUGUAGAUUAUGUAUAAUGGAAUUGUGUGUAAAAGAUUUGAAGAAGGUGCAAUCAAAGAAAACUAGUUUUUUGUCUCAAAGAACAAGCUGCCUCUUCUACAUAGCUUGGCUCUUCUCCCCUUUGAGUUUUUCUUGAUUGUUUGCAUGAAAGUGCUCACGGGUUAGUAAAAUAUACCAAGAUCUUGAUAGCAGCUUAUCAAAAUUAUGCCUGCAUUGUGAUCCUCUCUGUCAGCUGAGAUUCUGCAGUGUUUCUUUCAAAGCCCCUAUAACAAUAAUUAGGAGCUGCUUAGCCAGAAUGCUUUUAUAUUGCAUCCCCUUAUUAGCAGAUUUUGAGAUGGGGGAGGGUAUUUGGGAAAAUUUUCUAGUUAUGGUUUACAUCCAGAAAUAGAUAAAAAUUUAUAUUAUUAGACCUAUUAAAAGAAUACACUUUUCUAUAUUGUAAAAACAAAUGUCAGAUAAAGAAAAAAAUAAAAUGUUUAUACUAUUAUGUA